CGAAAAAUAUCACUCUAAAUUUGAAGUUAAGAAUUGGUCUUUUCCGUGAGUGUUCUCUUCUGAUUGUCUCGAGGCUUUGCUUCUUCACCCACAGUCGCCGGCGAACACAGAGAUGCAGCUUCUUACCGGUGUCAAGAAUCCUGCUACAAUGGUGACGAUGGCGACGGCGAUCAUUUUCAUUGCGUCAAUGCCGUUAGCUUGGUCAAAGGAGCAACUCAGCUCGAGGGAAUGUGAGGAUCUAGGUUUCACAGGCCUUGCUCUCUGUUCCGAUUGUCAUACUUUAGCUGAAUAUAUUAAAGAUCAAGAAUUAGUGACGGAUUGUUUGAAAUGCUGCACGGAGGAUUCUGAUGAUGCCACGAGUAAGAUAACUUAUUCUGGUGCCAUGCUGGAGGUCUGCAUGAGGAAGCUAGUUUUCUAUCCUGAAAUUGUUGGCUUCAUUGAAGAAGAAAAGGAUCAAUUCCCUUCAGUUAAUGUUCAAUAUACCUUCAACUCUCCACCGAAGCUUAUUUUGCUGGAUGAUGAGGGCCAACAUAAAGAAAGCAUUAGGAUUGAUAAUUGGAAACGCGAACAUAUUUUGCAGUUCCUGAAAGAGAAGGUUAAGCAGCGAUCUUCAGCAAUUUAAGGUUCUCACUUUUUUCCCUUCUUAAUCUCUGUAAAAAACUUAAUGCAGAAUUUGAACGAAACUAUUAUCAGCCAAAAAAGUUGAGGUGAGUGAACACUAAUUUUGUCAAUGUCAAGGAUAGUUGGAAAGAUAGCUGAUUUCCUCGUCUAAAUCUUUUACUGCUUAAAAAUCCUUUAGAAGUUUGACUGAUCUUUUAUAAAAUUUUAUACACAUUGUUGUUUA
Molecule: messenger RNA, 844 nt
Organism: Cucurbita pepo subsp. pepo (vegetable marrow)
Lineage: Eukaryota; Viridiplantae; Streptophyta; Magnoliopsida; Cucurbitales; Cucurbitaceae
Cellular component (GO): endoplasmic reticulum lumen
Molecular function (GO): oxidoreductase activity
Source: RefSeq, a predicted model, not a curated record